Molecule: messenger RNA, 1454 nt
Organism: Hemiscyllium ocellatum (epaulette shark)
Lineage: Eukaryota; Metazoa; Chordata; Chondrichthyes; Orectolobiformes; Hemiscylliidae
Product: SLIT-ROBO Rho GTPase-activating protein 1-like
Exons: 10
Biological process (GO): signal transduction; negative regulation of cell migration
Cellular component (GO): cytoplasm
Molecular function (GO): protein binding
Source: RefSeq, a predicted model, not a curated record
GCCUCCAUCACGAGGGAUUGUUCCGUAUCCCGGGAUCCCAGAGCGAGGUCAACGACAUCAGGAACGCCUUCGAGAGAGGCGAAGACCCCCUCGACACAAUGAACGAACACAACCUCGACUCGGUCGCUGGGGUCCUCAAACUCUACUUCCGCGGUCUCAGCAAACCCAUCUUCCCCGUGGAGUCCUUCAGCUGCCUCAUCGCCUGCGUCGAGACGGAGGACCUGUUGGAAAGGGCUCACAAAAUCAAGGCGGUCGUGUCAACGCUGGAGCCGUCCAUCGUCAUCGUCAUUCGCUACCUCUUCGCAUUUCUACAUCAUGUCUCCCAGUACAGCGAUGAGAACAUGAUGGAUGCCCAUAACCUGGCGGUGUGCUUUGGACCGACCCUGGUAACGGUACCCGCAGACCAGGAUCCUGUCUCCUCGCAGGGCCGGGUCAAUGAGGUGGUGAAGACUAUCAUCGUGCACCACGAUAGGGUCUUCCCCGGAUCGGAGCUACUGCCAGGACCCAUCUACGAGAAGUGCAUGACCCAGGAGGAAGAUUAUUGCGACUCCCUGCAAAGUGACAACGUCAUCGAGGAAUGUGAACAGGACGUCUUACUGGACAUUCAUGGGAGUGAGGAUGAUUCCCCGGGGGGGGCCGGCCUCCGGGCGAUGGUCCUGUUCGAUUACGUGGCUCGCUCUGUCUCCGAGCUCUCCCUCCGGAAGGGGGAGAGUCUCCGCCUCCUCCAAAGGGUCUCCGAUGAUUGGUGGAGAGGGGAGACCAGCCAAGGGACGGGGCUGGUUCCAGACAAAUACAUCCAGCUUCCAGAUACUGUUGAUGCUGGGAGUGGACCCUGGCCUGAACCUGGAUCUGAGCUCGGUUCCACUGAGGAGAGACCAGACAGCAGCAGGGACGCCUCGCUGAGUGACCCGGAGAGUGAUCCCGUUCCGAGAAGACGGAGUGGGAGCAGUCCCAUCAGGAGACGCUUUCCCGAUGGCGCCUUGCGGAUCCCGGUUUUCCAGCCGACUGCCCCUCGGCCGCUGCGGAGCCCGGCCCUGGAGGAGAGACUCGGCCUGGGGACUGGGAUCCAGGAGAGGAGAAAUACCCUUGACCUGUACCAGCUGACCCACAGCCCCAGGCCGGUGCGGACCGCCGCUGGCUCGGCCGGGAAAUUGGAUCGGCAGCAUUCCGAGAGACCGGCAACCGAAGUCAACAAGGACAUGGUGAGGAACAUGGACUCGGUCUUCCGUGAACUCCUGCAGCACAGGCGCCAUAAGUCGAGCUCGGAGGAGGUUCAGGAUCCCAGGAGAGCGGAAACUCCGGGGUCCCAGGGCACCGAGGUGCGCCGGAGCAGCAGUGGGGCGAUAGAUAGGCCACCCACGAAGCAGGGACCUCCCUCCAAGCAAGGGGUAAAGGCCAGAGCGACCGCACUGUUCAAACCCUCAGGCGGGGGCACAGGAGAGGGCGCCCCCUAG